This is a messenger RNA of Aquila chrysaetos chrysaetos, 950 nucleotides long. Its product is annotated as basic proline-rich protein-like. The record is from RefSeq and is a predicted model, not a curated record. The coding region runs from base 329 to 790 and encodes 153 amino acids. The transcript has 2 exons. NCBI's taxonomy places the organism in Eukaryota, Metazoa, Chordata, Aves, Accipitriformes, Accipitridae.
ACGGCGGCCGCGACGCGCUCAGUCCCCGAGCCGCCCCCGGCCGGCACCCGCCUCCAUUAGCAGCGGCAGCGGCGGCGGCAGCAGCGGCGGCGGUGGCGGCGGCUGCAGCAACAACCUGCCCUCGCCAUGUUGGAAGGAAGCGACGUCAGGGCCGCGGCCGCACGGCUGCGGAGCGGGAGGAAGCGGCGGCCGUGCCCCGGCCGGGCGGGCGGGCGGAGGGAGGCGGCCGGGCGGGGGGGGGGGUCGGGGCGCUUGCCUUCUGCCCGCCCCACGGGCGCGCUACAGGUGAAGUAGACCCGCGGGAGGCAGCGGGGAGAGAGGUACGGAGAUGGCUGCUGUCACCUGGGAGCUGGCUGAGGAGGACGAGGAGGAGGGGCAGGGCUUCCCUUCCGGGCCACCAGCGCUAGGAGGGGGAGGAAGGCUCCCCCGGGAAGCGCCACCUGCCCCUGAGGGGGGGGGCUCCGCCGGGGGCAGGGCAAGAGGCUCCCUCGGAGGGGAGCUGCCCGCCCUUCCUCGGCCGCGGCCGUCCCUUCCCCGGCAGCGGCCUCCCCUGACGAGAAGCCCCCCGGGGUCUGCCUCACGGGGGGGGAAGCGAGCGGAGAGCAGCUCUCCGGCGCCGAGGGAGGAAGAAGCGCGUCAGGGUGCGGUACGCGAGCGGGCUCCCCGCGCCCCUUCCCGGGGAGACGGGGAGCGCGGUGCCCGCUCCGGCGGCGGUCCCUCAGCCCCCUCUCCGCUCCGGCGGGGCGCGCAGGGCCUGGCCUCCGCCGUGCGGGAGCCGCGCUUCCCGUGAGGAGCGGCCGGCGCGGCGUCUGUAGCCGCCUGCCCUCAGCCUUGCUGCCCGCCGUGUUCUCGCUCGGGAGCCCUUUCCCUAUCGCCUUCGUCCUCUGCCUUUAAAAUACGGACAACCCGCACUUCUUUCCCGUAGUACAUGCACUAGGAGUACAGAGCAU